Messenger RNA from Serpula lacrymans var. lacrymans S7.9, 1761 nucleotides. RefSeq lists its product as uncharacterized. NCBI's taxonomy places the organism in Eukaryota, Fungi, Basidiomycota, Agaricomycetes, Boletales, Serpulaceae. Bases 1 to 1602 code for a protein of 533 amino acids. The transcript has a single exon. The record is from RefSeq and is a predicted model, not a curated record.
AUGUAUUAUGCUGGCUUGCCCUCCUCCCCGCGUUUGUUGGCCCGCACUGGUGUGAUUCCGUGGAAGGAGCCCACAGGCCCAGAGGCAUACAGCAAGCUCAAGCAGCUUGGGGUUGUCUUCAACCAUAAGCUCAACACCAUCUGGGAGGACAAGGUGGCUCCUGAGAUCCUCACUUUCCUGGAUGGGAUGGGGGUCAAAUGGACCAGCAUUGAUGUUGUUCGCAUUGGUGAGAUUGGAGAGUCUGCCCCCAUUGUCCUCUGGAUUGGGGUGAAACCCAAAACUCUUGCUGGUGAAGAUGCCAACAAGGCAGCUUUUGAAUGCCUCAAAGUUCUCCAAGAGUUUGGCAUCAAUAAUGUCAAUAUUGAAAUCCGCGAGUCUUCUGUUGUCCGGUCAGCUGGUCCCAAGCUCCUCCCACCUGUCUACUCCUCCGACCCGACUGUAGAUGUUCGCCACCCUCUUACUUAUGCACUUGGACUCCCCAUCUCUGCCCAGGCAACACCUUACACUGCAGGCACAGGUGGCUUUUUCAUGGCUGAAGGCAAUGAUAGUGACAAGCUUCUUCUCAUCACUGCUCGCCAUGUUGUCCUCCCACUGAAUCAGGGGCCGAAUGACAUGUUUGAACGCAGGAAUGAGAGCAAGCCUCGGUUCAAUGUAAUCCUCCUUGGCAAGGAGGCUUAUGAUGAUUACCUUGCUUCUAUUAAGGCCAGGAUCGGUGGAUAUACAUUCAUCGUUGAACAUGCAAAGCAGCGCAUUAAGGCAGUUGAGGGACAGGACAAUGAAGGGGGCACUGUGGAGUGCAAGGAGGCACAGGACAAUAUUGAUAGGGCAGAAAAGGCAAUGGAGGCACUCUACACCUUCUACGACAUUGUUGAGAAGAAGUGGGCCUCUGAGGCCAGCCGCAUCCUGGGGCAUGUGGUCUGUUCGCCUCCCAUCCGCCUUGGUGCAGGCACUGCAGAUGAGAUGUACACAGAGGACUAUGCCAUCAUCGAGGUGGACGGCGACAAGAUUGACAAACUUAACUUCAAGGGCAAUGUAAUUGACCUUGGCACCGAGAUCCCGGCUAGAGAGUUUACUGAGAAGAUGUAUCCCAACCCCCGGAACCGAACCUCCUUCAAGUAUCCUACUGACCGCCUUCUGAGGCUCUGGGGCACCAUCCCAGACGAGGAGAUGCGUCGUCCAACCAUGUUAGACCAGAACGAGGAACAAUGCCUGAUGGUCAUUAAAAACGGCAGCGCCAGCGGCGUCACCAUUGGUCGCGCCACCGGCAUCAUGUCCUACAUCUGCGAGUACUUCAAUGAUGGUAACCACUAUACCUCCAAGGAAUGGACAAUCAUCCCCUGUGACACUAAGUCAGGCGUCUUCUCCACCCCGGGAGACUCUGGCGCUGUCGUUGUCGAUGGCAUUGGACGCGUCGGUGGCCUCCUCACUGGCGGUGCUGGCACUACAGAUUCCUCUGAUAUCACCUAUGCGACGCCUAUCAGUUUCCUCUUGAAGAGCAUCAAAGCCAACGGGUACCCCAACGCCCACCCCAACCCGACCUGGGCGCCAUCACGAACUUUGUUAACACCGCUUUCAGUUACUGUUCCUGGUGACGACUUCUAGACCAUACGUGGUUUGAUGGGAGGGAUCAGCUCGACGGACACGCUUGCGACCCUCGAGUGGUGUUUGGUGUGCUCUUCGUUGGUGCGGCCUUUGGUCUCAUGCGAGAUGGAUGAUGAUGCAAGCAAUGAUGCAAGCAUUCGACUAGCCUUGUUACCGUAG